This is a messenger RNA of Rangifer tarandus platyrhynchus (Svalbard reindeer), 2235 nucleotides long. NCBI's taxonomy places the organism in Eukaryota, Metazoa, Chordata, Mammalia, Artiodactyla, Cervidae. The record is from the annotation of a GenBank genome assembly.
AUGCAGUGGGUGAAGGUACUGGGAGGGGUGGUGGGGGCUGCUGCCCUCUUGGGGCUGGGGAUCAUUGUGGGUCACUUUGCCAUCCCCAAGGGGGCUGACUCGCCAGCCCCCAGUGCCUCAGCCUCCCAGGACCUGGACCUGAAGAUCCUUGAGACGGUCAUGGAACAGCUAGAUGCCAACAGGAUCCGGGAGAACCUUAGAGAACUCUCCAAGGAGCCGCAUCUGGCCACCAGCCCCCGGGAUGAGGCGCUGGUGCAGCUGCUGCUGCAGCGCUGGCAAGACCCGGAGUCGGGCCUGGACUCAGCCAGGACCACUGAGUACGAAGUGCUGCUGUCCUUCCCCAGCGAGGAGCAGCCCAACCGUGUGGAUGUGGUGAACUCCACUGGGGCCGUCCUCUUCUCCUGCCGACAGAGUGAGGAGAACGUGACCGGGGAGCAGGGGGGCCCCGAUGUGGUGCCGCCCUAUGCCGCCUAUGCUCCUCCCGGAACCCCACAGGGCCCCCUCGUCUACGCCAACCAGGGCUCGGAAGAAGACUUCAAGGAACUACAGAAAGAGGCAGUCAAACUCCAAGACAGCAUCGUCUUGACCCGCUAUGGGGGUGUAGGGCGUGGGGCUAAGGCUGUGAAUGCUGCCAAAUACGGGGUGGCUGGAGUGCUAGUGUACACGGACCCCAAAGACAUCAACGACGGGAAGAGCUUGCCGAACGAGACCUUCCCACACUCCUGGUGCCUGCCUCCCUCGGGCGUGGAGCGAGGCUCCUACUUCGAGUAUUUUGGGGAUCCCUUGACUCCUUACCUUCCAGCUACGCCUUCCUCCUUCCGCCUAAACUCUGACAAUGCCUCUGGAUUUCCCCCAAUUCCCAUUCAACCCAUUGGCUUCGAGGAUGCACAAGUCCUUCUCUGUAACCUUGGAGGAAAGUUAGCACCGGCUGGCUGGCAGGGAGGACUGGGCUGUGACUACAAUUUGGGGCCAGGCUUCCGGUCGAAUGGUAUCUUCCCAGAAGACGGCCAGGUGAACGUGAGUGUCCACAACCGCCUGGAGCUGCGGAACUCCUCCAAUGUCCUGGGGAUCAUCCGCGGGGCUGUGGAGCCAGAUCGCUACGUGCUAUAUGGAAACCACCGGGACAGCUGGGUUCACGGGGCCGUAGACCCCAGCACUGGUACUGCAGUCCUUCUGGAGCUCUCCCGAGUCCUGGGGACUCUGCUGAAGAAGGGCACCUGGCGUCCCCGCAGAUCAAUCGUGUUUGCUAGCUGGGGGGCAGAGGAGUUUGGGCUCAUCGGCUCCACAGAAUUCACGGAGGAGUUCUUCAGCAAGCUGCAGGAGCGUGCCGUGGCCUACAUCAACGUGGACAUCUCGGUGUUUGCCAAUGCCACCCUGAGGGUGCAGGGCACGCCCCCGAUCCAAAGCGUCGUCUUCUCCGCUGCCAAACAGAUCUCCGCACCGGGCUCCAGCGGUCUCAGCAUCUAUGACAAUUGGAUCCGAUAUUACAACCGUAGCAGCUCCGUGUACGGCCUGGUCCCCAGUGUGGGGACUCUGGGCGCUGGCAGCGACUAUGCCCCCUUCAUUCACUUCCUGGGCAUCUCCUCCAUGGACAUCGCCUACACCUAUGACCGGAGCAAGACCUCAGCCCGGAUCUACCCCACCUACCACACAGCCUUUGACACCUUUGAUUACGUGGACAAGUUUUUGGACCCUGGUUUCAGCAGCCAUCAGGCCGUGGCCCGGACCGCGGGAAGCGUGCUUCUCCGGCUCAGUGACAGCCUCUUCCUGCCUCUUAACGUCAGUGACUACAGUGAGACCCUCCGCAGCUUCCUGCAGGCUGCCGAGAACCUCCGGGACCUACUGGAGCAGCAUAACAUCAGCUUUGGACCCUUGGUGACCGCGGUGGAGAAGUUUGAGGGGGCAGCCACAUCAUUCAACCAACGCAUAGCAACCCUGUGGGAGGGCACCCCCGAUCCUCUGCAGGUGCGGAUGAUCAAUGACCAGCUGAUGCUCUUGGAACGGACUUUCCUGAACUCACAAGCCUUCCCAGAAGAACGCUACUACAGCCAUGUGCUCUGGGCACCCCGCACCGGCUCUGUGGCCACAUUCCCCGGCCUGUCCAAUGCCUAUUCCCAAGCCGAGAACACAGGCCAUGAACCUGCAGCCUGGGCUGAGGUACAGAGACAGCUCAGCAUCGUGGUGGCAGCCCUGGAGGGCGCAGCAGCCACCCUGAGGCCCGUGGCUGACCUCUGA